Molecule: messenger RNA, 7769 nt
Organism: Pelobates cultripes (western spadefoot toad)
Lineage: Eukaryota; Metazoa; Chordata; Amphibia; Anura; Pelobatidae
Source: the annotation of a GenBank genome assembly
GGCUUGAAACAGGAGAAAAACAAGAGACUGAUUAACACAGCAGGAGUGCAUCCCAAAGAUUCUUCGUUUAAACAUCCCAGGUCUGAUGCGAAGACGGAGGUGAAGCAGGGUGAGAAAGUCGUUCGAACGCGGCAGAUGUUUAUGUUCAGUACUGAAGCAAGAAUUUGAAGAUAAAUAAUUGAGAUGGACAAUCCGGGUCCUUUUUAUCCACACUUUAUCAAGUAAUUUGUGACGACGUGCAGAUCGAAGAUUGCAUUUCGGAGGAUUCUCAAGAAUAACUACAUAUUCCAGAAAGUAUUCUUCUAUCAGAAAGUGGCCAUAUCUGUGGAACCAGAGUACUUAAUGGGUAUGUGUCUUGUUUUAAAUCAUAUGUAAAAUGUGCUCUCAUAUAUAUAUUGUUUGUUAAACAAAGUGUUUUAACUGUUUAAGUUAAUUAUGGAGUGGCUGCAAAGGAUUGCUGCCAGAUCUAAUAGAGAUCUUUCUGUAAAAGGUGUUAACCCAGAAAGUAUUUGGGAUGACUGUUUAUUGAAAUUGAUAGAUGGAUUAAGUGAGAUAGAGCACAACAAUGUAUUUAAAAAGGAAAGUCAAAAAGUUGCAUUACUGGCAAAGAGCUUUUUGGAAACUAAUGAUGCAAUGAAUGAAUGGUGUCAACUUAAAAAGACCAGUAAUUGUUAUGUAUGUAGUACAACAAAACAAAAAAGGGAUGUUUUGUUAAAACAACUGAAAAAUGUAUGUGUUGUCACAAGGACUAGUUAUUUCCCUAGCCCCCCCAGCAAAACUGUGAAAUCUCCACAAAAGCUGUUAACAGAAGGGAGAUUGCCCCCAAGGCUCUCUUUUGAUAGUGACUUGGAAUCCACGUUAACUGAAACAAAAACUCAAAUAGAAAAUUCUCGGCAAUUGUUGAAAAGUUUUAGUAGGGAUCAAGAAAAUGAAGAUAUUAAUAUAAUGAAAGAAAUGCUUAGAAAUCAGACUGAUUUGUUAGAUAGAACCCAUAAAACCCUGUCUCAUAUGUCUAAAGAAUUAGACAUAAAUGUUACUAAUUUUGACAAUUUGCAGAGACAGAUUACUAAUCUGGGUAGUGCUACAGAUAUUUUGUGGAAAGCUACAAAUCAGAAAGAUUUGGAUUUUACUUUGAAAGAGGAAAGUGAAAAUGAAAUAGCUCAAAGGUUAAGUUGUGAAAACGGGCAGGCGAGAAGUGAAAUAGAAAAUAAAUUGGGAAAUGUACAAGGAAAGGGUCAGUUGGAUAUUCUCAAAUUAGCUAAAUUGAUUAAGGAUUUGCCUAAAUAUGAUGAAAAAAGAGGACCUUUUUACAAUAUGAGUGUUUUUGAAGGUGAAAUGAAUAAAAGACAAUUUGAUGAUGUGGUAGCCACAAGAGGUCUUUUGAUCUGGCUGCCAACUUCAUUAAGUGAAUGGGUUAAAGUUAAACUCAUUGAUGUGUUGGAAGAGAAGUCAAGUGAAAAGCCCCGAGUUGAGUUGGAGGAAUUGUUUCCAAACAAUACACAGAGAUUGCUAAUGGUGGUACAGUGUGCAACUGGUGUGGAGAAUUUUCAAUUUUCUACUCUUGAUUCAUUUAAAAUGGAGAAAAAUGAUGAUAUACGUGUUUGUGCUAAUUUGUGGAAUAAGGCAUGGAAUUUGAUUACGGAUACAGAACCAUCUGCUAUGUCUAAAGAACAACAUAAGCAGAGUGUUACUGAAUUUGUCUCUAGAAUAGCAGGGUUGCCAAAUGAGAUAAAAUUAAGAGCUUUUGAUUCACCCACAGUUGAUUUUGCUGCUACAGAAAUAAUGAAAUCUUUGCAAUUGUUGCAAAAGAAAAACACAGAAACAGCUAAGAUUUUUGCUUUCACAGACACAAUUUUUUCUAGGGAUACUUCAGCAGGUCUGGCCCCUAUUAACUAUGUGUCUCGUGAAGAAGGUAGAGGAAGAUAUGAAAAUAAUAGAAAUGGUAAUUUUAGAGGGAGGUCUAUGAAUAAACCACAAAAUUACCAGGGUACUAGAAAUUAUUCGGCCCCAUCCCAAGAUAGAUAUUAUAGGGUUAGUCAGAAUAGUCCUAUGAUAUGCUAUAAAUGCAACCAAGAAGGUCAUGUUAGGAGAUAUUGUCCCAAAAAUGAAGAAAAAUCUUACACAGUGAAAGGGAAAGAAAAUGGCAUUGUGCCAGGCUAUAAGAAUCUACAGAGAGUGGCAGCUGUAGAAACCGAAAAUACAUCUUCAAACCCCCCUCAAAUAUCAAAUCCAUAUGAAGAGUGUAGACGGAUGUUAAAUGCCAUUGAAAUGAAGGUGGAAGCAGUCACAAGUCCACAAGUGAAUUCUGCUUACCACACCAAUAAAUAGGGAUGUGUAACCCCUAGUUGUUCUCUGGUCUAUCUCACUGAUAUUACUCUGGGUGAAGAUGGAAGGCCAUAUAUUUAUGGAACACUAGAGGGGAAUAUAACAGAGUUUUUAGUAGACACAGGAGCUGCAGUGUCUUUAACCAACAAAAGCUUGCCUUUAAAAAUUGAAGCACCAACAAUUUCCCUUCUAAGUUUUAAUGGAGCACAUGCCCAUGCAACUCUAUCCACUGAUAAUUACAUCAAAUUUGAAGGAGGUAAAAUAAAUUGUGACUUAUGUGUCGACCUCUCAUCCCACUGUACUAUUUUGGGGAUGGAUGUUAUCAAUGGAAAAAAGUUGUAUGUGGAUUUAUUGAAUUUGGUUUUGUGGCAAGCUCCAGGUGAGAGCAAAUCAGGUGGAGUGGUUAGACCUAAUGAUUUAGGAUGGUAUAGUCAUGUCAUGUCUGUAAAACAGGGUGAAGUGUCAUCUUCUAUACAAGAUGAUGAUGAUUUUGUAACCUAUCUUAAAGAAAAAUACCCCACAGUAUGGUCUAAAUCUAAACAAGAUUGUGGGAGAAUGAAUUUACAAGUUGUCAUUGAAGGACCAGACCCUCCUGCAGUAAAACAAUAUAAAAUUCCAAAAGAAUCAGAAGAAGGUGUGAGUCAAGUGAUAGAGGCAUUGGUAUCUCAAGGAGUGCUGAGAGUGGGUAAUUCCAAAUGUAAUUCCCCCAUUUGGCCAAUAAUCAAGCCAGAUGGCUCUUAUCAUUUAAUUGUGGACAUGCGAGUGGUGAAUAAGUAUACCCCACCAGCAGCCCAUAUAGUGUCCUCCUCACCAGAUAUCAUGGCACAAGUAGACGGCAAUGCUAAGUAUUUUUCUGUUCUGGAUAUAGCCAAUGGGUUUUUCUCAAUACCAGUACAUCCAGAUAGUCAGUAUCGUUUUGCUUUUACCUUUAAAAAUCAUCAAUAUUUGUUCCAGGUGCUGCCACAGGGCUUCCACUCCUCGCCAGCUUAUUUUCAUAAAGCACUGGCUCAAGUAUUGGAACCCCUGGGGUAUGGGAGCAAGAUUUUGCAAUAUGUUGAUGAUCUGUUGGUUCAAACAGUAACAAGGGAAGAGCAUGAGCAGAUACUGUGUGAUAUUUGUCAAGCACUGGCAGAUAAUGGGUUAAAACUGAACACAUUCAAAGUGCAGAUCUUGAAAGAAAGCGUGGCUUUCUUAGGAGUAAAUAUAGAUCCAGCAGGUAAAACACCACGAACAGCAAGGGUUAAAGCAUUACAGCAAUUGCCAAGGCCAAUGACAGUGUCUGAUCUAAGGAAAUUUUUAGGUUUGGUAAAUUUUAGCAGAGAAUUCAUCUAUGAUAUGGCAGGAAUAGCAAAACCCCUGUACAAUAUGCUAAAAGAUAGUGCUAAUACAGAUAAGCUACUCUGGACAGAGGAAGCUGAAAAGAGUUGGAACCUGUUAAAAGAUGCUCUUACACAAGCGCCUGUGUUAGCUGCUCCCAUUGAAACAGUACCAUAUAUUGUUCAAUGUUACGCAGGUGUCUCUUCAUUAAUUGCAGUUUUGAUGCAAAGGCAACAUGGCUCCUUACGAAUACUGGGAUAUUUUUCUAAAAUCAUGUCUCCAGUGGAAAGGGGAAUGUUUUCCUGUGUAAAACAGCUUUUGGCUGUAUGUUGGGCUUUAGAAGCAACACAACACAUUGUAGGAUUUGGACAGCUAAUUUUACAAACCCCUCACACACCUUUAAAACUGUUACACAAUUGUUCUGAUUUAGGAGUACAUAGCCAGAGGGUAGCUCAUUGGAUAUUGAAGUUACAAGAUAAACCACUCAAGGUAGAAAGCAGUAAAAGAUAUGUUAUUCCUGAGUUGAUAGAGAUAAGUGGAACACCUCAUGAUUGUCAAAAGGAAUUAGAAAUUGAAUCUAAAUCUCCUUUUGAGAAACAAGCAACACAAGGGGCUCCUUGUUUGUAUGUGGAUGGUACAAGAUUUUAUGCUGAUGGAUCACAUCAUACAGGUUAUGCCAUUUAUGACGAUCAAACAAAAGAAAUGCAGAGAUAUAAAUUGCCAGGCCAUAUGUCUGCUCAGAGAGCUGAGUUAGAGGCUGUAAGGAAAGCUCUGGAAAUAACAGCAUAUGACCCAGUGAAUAUAAUCAGUGACAGCAGCUAUGUAGUUAAAGCUUUAACACUUCAUCUCCCAAUAUGGAGAAAACGGGGGAUGGUAGAUUCACAGGACAAAGCUUUAAAACAUGCAGGUAUUUUGGCAGAACUGUUUGACUAUGCAGGAAAAAAGGGUUUAACUUGUGCUGUUGUGAAAGUUCAAGCACAUCAAAACAGGAAAAAUAGGGAUGAAAUGGCAGAAGGAAACAGACUUGUAGAUCAGGGAGCAAAGGAAGCUGCUUUAAUAGGAGAGUUGCAAUACUCAGAAAAUGUAAUGAUUGCAACUGUGAGUAAAAGACCAAUAUCAAAUCCCCUACAAGAUCUGAAAGAAAAUCAGAGUAAAGAUGUAGCUUUCAGUAAAGAAACAAUGGAUUUAGAUACUGAAACUGGCUUAUACGGGAUUAAACAUGAGGAAACACAAACGUUUGUACCAUUUGUACCUAGUGAUAUAUUGCAGGAGUUGAUUGUAUUCAAUCAUCGUACACUGGGGCAUUUGGGUACAGAAAACCUGUUUAAGGUCCUGCAAAAUAAAUUUUAUCAUCCUAAUUUGAAACAAUGGUGUACAAAUAUAGUACAGGAGUGCCUCAUAUGUGCUCAAUUUAAUCCCAGACCUAAAGGUCAGAAACCAAAAUUGCAGAGAGUACCUUUGGCAAAAGGACCAUGGGACUCUAUACAAAUUGAUUUUAUUGGACCAUUACCUAUAGCUCCAGGAGGACUAAAGUACGGAUUGGUAAUUGUUGAUAUAUUCUCCAAAUGGGUGGAUUGUAUAGCUCUUACCAAUUGUACAGCGUUAACAACAUGUAAGGUGCUAUGGAAAUAUGUAUUUUCUGUAUGGGGUUUUCCCAGAAUCAUUGAAUCUGACAAUGGUCCACACUUCAUUGGAGAAGUACUUAAAGAGAUGUGUAAAUUGUUGGGGAUCCAACAAAGAUUUCAUGUCCCAUAUCAUCCACAGUCGGCCGGCAUAGUGGAAAGAAUGAAUAGGACACUGAAAUCUAGAUUGAAAAAAAUGCUUGAAGAUAAAGGGAGUAGUUGGGUAACACACUUACCAGGAGUUUUAAUGUCUAUUCGUGCAACUCCAAACUCCAAAACGCAAGUGUCACCUCAUGAGUUAAUGACAGGCAGAACCAUGCCAAUUACUUUCCCCAAUGAACCUUUUGUUCCAAGUACUUUCAAAGUUGCUGCAGAACAUGCUGAAUGGUUAAAAGUGUUACAAGAACAGCUGCAGUCAGUUUUGAAGUUUGCUGCUUUGAAUAUGGCCCCUUCUGGUAAACAAUGGGUUAAAGAUGUAACUCAGGGGAAUUAUGCAGAUAAAUUUAAACCAGGAUACAAAGUGAUGGUAAAAUCAUUUAGAACACCAGGUCCCUGGCAGGCAGGUUGGGAAGGACCUUAUGUUAUUCUAAAGAAAUUAGGACAAACUGUCUUACAGGUUCAAAGAGCAAAAGUUGGUAGGAAAUGUAAUAAAGCAAUUCUUGUGCAUAUUGAUCAAUGUAAACUCACUAAUGUAUAAGAAUAGUAAACUGCCAUCUGUUUUUCAUUACAGAAUCAAUAAUGUUUGUUCAUGGACAAAGACUGUUUAAUUUUAAAAAGGACAAAUUGUUUGGACUAUCAAAAGACACUAUGGACAAAAAGACUGCUCUCAUGAAUGCGAUUGGAGAGGACCUUACUUCACGGACUAAAUCAAACCGAUUGGGGUUUCUUGAUAAUGUAACCUUUAUAAAAUUGCAUAGCAUCAUACUGUUUUUAAUCAUGAUGAUGUUAGGUACAAUCAAUACCCAAGGUACAGGUACUCCAGAUUGUGAUAUUAGAGAUACUUUUUCUAAAUGUACAGCAUUCCCCUAUGAGUGUAAAGUGAGAUAUUGUAAGACUCCUGAUGUUGAUUAUUGUGGAUGCAUUAAUGCAGACACAUCUGAGGAUGCAAUAUCCGGUGCGCUCAUAUUCCAUGAUAACCAAGAACCAUGUAUGACAUAUCUAUCAGUUGACGGACGAAUUGAUUUAAUCAUUAAUAUUACCAAGGAUCGGACAUAUAUAAUGCAAAAUAAUACGGAGAGUAGGUGUGUGGUACCUACUGGUAUAGACAACACCCUUACCCUUACUAUGUUUAAUGUGAGAAGUGUCAACGAUGAUGGGUUAAAUUGCUAAAUCUACUUAAUAGAUACACUUGUUAAUCCUUACACAAAUGCUAAGGUAAAUAUUAUGACAUAAUACCACCCAUACUAAAAAGGACUGAUUCUAUUAUGAAAUAUGAUCAACGUACUUUAUAUAAUGUAAACAUAGGUUACGGAGUUGAUUUCUAUAAGCAGUUAAAGAACAAUGAAGAGUUAUUACAAGUUAUUGAUAAAGCUGCGACUGGAGUACAUAACACUUUAGUACAAAUACAUACAGUGCAAGGUAUGAUUAAAAGCAUUAAACAUGAUUAUAUCGAAGAAACCACAUCCUGGUGGCAACGGUGGUUUGGGGGACAAAAGACAGGAUUAGUUAUGGGUAUGACACACUUCAUAACUCAUCCUUUGGUAAUUUUGAUAAUUAUUAUUAUUAUGGUUUUAUUCUUCUUUAGUUGGUAUAUGUUUAAAAGAAUCAAUCGUUUACGGUCUCAACUGAUGGAUGUGGAAUACAGAUGUAAAUUCCUGACCACAAAAUUAAAGUUUUACAAGGAAUUGGAAUAAAUUAUGAUGCAUUAUAUUUACAUAAAAAGCAUCAAAGGGGAACUUGAAAAAUAUUUUUAUGAACUUUAAAUGUAUUCAACGUGUUGUAGGAAUGUAGAAAUAUUGUAAGUUAUUAUUUUAAGCAUAUCCAGACAUCGAGGGGCCUACCCAGAUAGAUUACUAUCAUAAUGUAAUUUAUACACAUACUGUAAUUUACACACAUAUGGUUUUAAGUCAAGAAUGAUGGAUGGAGACUUGUGGACCCUGUUGAUAAUAACCUUUGACCUAGCCUUGUAAGCCUGAAUUCCUGUGAAGGUUCACAUUUCUAUAGGCAAUCAUUCAUUCAUUCAUUUAAUUAGAAGUCUCAAGAAGGUCUUUGUGUGUAACUUACCAAAACAUCAUAACGUAUGGCUUUAAUCAUAGAUAUCGAAUAAUACUAAGUUACCACCUAUUUUUUCUUAGAUAACCAAUUAUUGUAAAGCAGGCAAACCUUAUGUCAUUAUGUAUACGCCCUAUGUAAUUGAAUUUUAAAUGUAUAUAAUCCAUUGCAGCUAGAAUACUAAUACCAACGACCAAUACCUUUUAACAUCAAGCUUGGAUAAGAUCUAGAAGUGAAUAUACAUUGUCUAUUGGUCCAUAUGAUUUUAAAACAGACUUUUGUUGUUACCGGAUG